CAAUUUCUUGGCCGCAGAUGGAACGAGUGGUUGGUCGCUGCUUCCCGGGGAAUUGAGAGGAGCAGCAGCAACCGGAGGUUUCGAGCUGAACCCGAGACACUUCACCUUCCACUUCCACUCUUGCGGGAACCCAAAUGGAAAAGGAAUAGUUCGGCGGGAAGAGAAAACAGAAGCCUCAUCACCUUCCAGCGGCGACGCUGCCGAUCCUCGAGCCCAGCGCGCGCGACACGUUCGGAAUACAAGGGAAUGACACACACACACCCACAGUCAUGGUUUACCCUCUUCUGGACCUUCUAAAGUCUCUUUUACUGUAGCAACUCCGGCCCCAAACUUUGGACGUGAAGUUCACCGAGUGGUCUGAAGGAAAAGUGCGCGUGUGUUUCAGCGUUAGAAGCGUUAAAUGAUGCCGGAGCAGAUCACUAUUUCAGAGUUUGUGGUCGAGACCAAUGAAGACUACAAGUCUCCCACUGCUUCCAACUUCACCAACAGGAUGUCCCACUGCAGGAACACCGUGACUGCACUGGAGGAGGCUCUGGAUGUGGACCGCAGCGUGCUCUACAAGAUGAAAAAAUCUGUGAAGUCCAUCUACACGUCUGGUCUGGCCCAUGUCGAAAACGAAGAGCAGUACACACAAGCGUUGGAGAAGUUCGGCGAAAACUGCGUCUACAGAGACGAUCCAGAUUUGGGAUCGGCGUUUCUGAAGUUCUCCGUCUUCACCAAGGAGCUCACUGCCCUCUUCAAGAACCUGUUUCAAAACAUGAACAACAUCAUCACGUUCCCCCUGGACAGCCUGCUGAAAGGAGACUUGAAGGGAAUCAAAGGGGAUCUGAAAAAGCCCUUUGAUAAAGCCUGGAAGGACUAUGAAACUAAAGUAACCAAAAUCGAGAAGGAGAAAAAAGAGCACGCCAGGCAGCACGGGAUGAUCCGGACGGAGAUCAGUGGAGCGGAAAUCGCUGAAGAGAUGGAGAAGGAGAGGAGGUUUUUCCAGCUGCAGAUGUGCGAGUAUCUGCUGAAAGUCAAUGAGAUUAAAAUCAAAAAGGGAGUGGACCUUUUGCAGAACCUCAUCAAGUACUUCCACGCACAGUGCAAUUUCUUCCAAGAUGGUCUGAAAGCUGUAGACAACUUAAAACCCUCCAUUGAAAAACUGGCCUCAGAUCUGCACACGAUCAAGCAGGUGCAGGACGAGGAGCGGAAGCAGCUGACUCAGUUAAGAGACGUCCUGAAGUCUGGCCUCCAGGUGGAGCAGAAGGAGGAUUCCCAAAUUCGACCCAGUACCACCUACAGCCUCCACCAGCCGCAGGGCAACAAGGAGCACGGCACGGAGCGCAGCAGCUUUCUUUACAAGAAGAGCGACGGCCUGAGGAGAGUGUGGCAGAAGAGGAAGUGCACGGCGAGAAACGGCUACCUCACCAUCUCCCACGGCACAGCGAACCGACCGCCCGCCAAACUGAACCUGCUCACGUGUCAAGUGAAACACAACCCUGAGGAGAAGAGGAGCUUUGACCUGAUUUCUCAUGACAGGACGUAUCACUUUCAAGCUGAGGAUGAGCAGGACUGUCAGAUCUGGAUAUCAGUGCUGCAGAACAGCAAAGAGGAAGCGUUGAAUCAGGCUUUUAAAGGAGACCAGCAUGUUGGGGAGAACAACAUUGUCCAGGAACUGACCAAGGCCAUCCUGGGGGAAGUGAAGAGGAUGACGGGGAACGACGUGUGCUGUGAUUGUGGAGCGCCCAAUCCAACUUGGUUGUCGACCAAUUUAGGAAUCCUGACCUGCAUUGAAUGCUCGGGAAUUCACAGGGAGUUGGGGGUCCACUACUCCAGAAUCCAGUCGCUCACACUGGACGUGCUGAGCACCUCAGAGCUCUUGCUGGCCAAGAAUGUGGGGAAUGCUGGCUUCAACGAAAUCAUGGAGGCUGGUUUAUUGGCUGAGAAUGUGGUGAAGCCAAAUCCUGCAAGUAACAUGCAGGUGAGGAAAGACUUCAUCGUGGCCAAAUACACUGAGAAGCGGUUCGCAAGGAAGAAGUGUCCCGAUUCGACGUCGCGGCUCCACACGCUUUGUGAGGCUGUCAAAGCUCGCGACAUCUUCUCCCUCAUCCAGGUCUACGCUGAGGGAGUGGAGCUGAUGGAGCCCAUCCCUCUGGCCAACGGACACGAGCAAGGCGAGACGGCCCUGCAUCUGGCCGUCCGGCUGGUGGACAGAACUUCGCUGCACAUCGUCGACUUCCUGACCCAGAACAGCUUAAAUCUGGACAAGCAGACGUCCAAAGGCAGCACGGCGCUGCACUACUGCUGUCUGACCGACAACAGCGAGUGUCUGAAGCUGCUGCUGCGAGGGAAAGCCUUGAUAGAUAUCGCUAAUGAAGCCGGGGAGACGCCGCUGGACAUCGCGCGGAGACUGAAGCACCUUCAGUGCGAGGAGCUGCUGAAUCAAGCGCUCGCUGGGAGGUUCAAUGCCCAUGUUCAUGUGGAAUACGAGUGGUGCCUGCAGCCGGAGGACCUGGACGAGAGCGACGAGGAUCUGGAUGAGAAGCCCAGUCCGCACCGCAGAGACGAGAGGCCGGUCAGCUGCUACACCCCGAGCACCAAUUCCCACCAGCAGCCCGGCUCGGGUCCAGCAGGUCGCGAUGGAGUCGGCCUCAUCAAAGACAAGCAGCGGCCCUACCUGCCCAGCCUGGUCAACAACGAGACCUACGGCACCAUCCUCAACACCAACUCCUCUCAACCCGGCCUGUCCAACUCCACUUCUGCUCCUCCGCUUCCCCCCAGGAACCUGGUCCAGCCGACAGGUCAGUCUUCAGCAUCCAACAACUGGAAGCCCGGUUCCUUAGACCUAAUGGGCCGCCAGCGGUCGUCCUCGGACCCUCCCAACAUGCACCCUCCUCUACCCCCAGUGCGAUUCACAUCCGCCGGAGGAGUGGCAAAGAUGGAAUCUUUAAGUCUCCAUUCAAAGUCCGGACUUCAAGGAUCCAGAGCAGCUCCACUGAAAUCACCUGCCGGGAACGAUAAGAACUUCAGCCAGAGACCUCUGAAUCGAUCGGAAUCUGUGGAGCGACGAGCGAAGGAAGUGCCAGGAUGCCCCCAGAACUCCAUCGGUCAGUCUCUGCCCCCGGCGCACAUGAUGAGGAAGGCCUUUCCAAAGCAGCGGCCGAAACGAGUGAAAGCUGUGUACAACUGCAUCGCAGACAACCCUGAUGAACUGACCUUCACAGAGGGCGAGGUGAUCGUGGUGGAUGGAGAAGAGGAUCAGGAGUGGUGGGUGUAAACGCUGUUAAGUAACGGAGAUAAACAGGAAGCUGGGCCACAUCGAGGGCGAGCCGAUGAGACGUGGCGCCUUCCCGGUGACGUUCGUCCAAUUCAUGGCCGACUGAAAGCUCAGCGCGGGACCUUCAUCUGCGGCGGAAGAGCUCCAUCGCUCCAGUGUCCGCUCUCUUCCCGGGGACUGUGUGUCGUGUGUUUCUGAGAAGAUUCAAACCCUGAUUGUAGAAAACCGCCUCAUUGUCAAUGCACUUUUCUAGUCUCUUCAAUUGUAGCAGACAUCUGGUUUCACCAAAGUGUCAAGUGUUCGCUGCACCUCCACAGCUUUGCAUGAGAAAUGCCUUCCUGCUUGUCAUGCCAGAUAGUGAUGCGAAGUUAGGGAACCGUUUGCUCCAUUAUAAGGGCACCAAAGUAGACUAUUUUUUUCCUUUCAAAGCCGCUUAUGACUCGCAGUCUGUGCUUAGUCACGAGUGCAGCAGUGUUCCGUUUACCUUGUUCGAGCGGUGUGAGGCGCCGGAAUGUGGCAGCAGCGCUGUGAUUUAAACUUCCCCGUCUUCUCUCUCGGUGUCGGAGGUGUAUAGAAUGUAUCUUAAACAGCCCGUGUAUUUGUUGCAGAGCAACUCUUUCUGUGUGUAGAUACUGAAUGUUGAUAUCUGAGCAUUUAACCUUGGCGUUUGAUGUGAGGAGGCGAUGAAUGAUGGUCACGUGUACAUAGUUUUUAUUUAAGUGUAAGAUAAGAGCAGUGAGGUGUGCAGUGAGGAGCGCAGCGGUGAUGAGCUGAACAUCAAGGGUGUGUGUGUGCACACAUAUUUGUAGGGAAUGAUUCAUUCACUGUCUUCGCCUCUGCAUUGACUCGACUCUGUGAGUUAAUAGGAAAAUGGAACUGGAAUAAAAAACACUAAACUACGUGUUAUUGUUGUUGU
This is a messenger RNA of Synchiropus splendidus (mandarinfish), 4175 nucleotides long. RefSeq names its product ArfGAP with SH3 domain, ankyrin repeat and PH domain 2a (gene asap2a). The coding region runs from base 401 to 3259 and encodes 952 amino acids. Gene Ontology annotation, molecular function: GTPase activator activity; protein binding. Gene Ontology annotation, cellular component: cytoplasm. The record is from RefSeq and is a predicted model, not a curated record. Lineage: Eukaryota; Metazoa; Chordata; Actinopteri; Syngnathiformes; Callionymidae. The transcript has 29 exons. Gene Ontology annotation, biological process: positive regulation of GTPase activity.